UAUACGAACUAUCUCUAACAAGCUUCUAGCAUCUGGUCACGUGGUGAUAACUCAAGAUAAGAGCUCCGUUCUGUAUCUUAUCAGCACGGGCUUCCUUCGCCACUCUACGCAUAUCAAUUACUUUUGAAUAACAGCAUAUGUCAUGGCCUCUAGGCUCAGAAAGCGUGCGUCAGGUGCUGGUGAAAUUGUAAACGAUGAACAUCCCCCCUUGAAAAGAACGAAGUUUAGUGCUGCUGGAAAUGUUGAUGCAAAUGGGAAUCGGUACUGGGAAAUAUCAAAACUGCGUCGUGUCACUAUUUCCUCAUUUCGAGGAAAGACACUGGUAAAUAUCAGGGAAUACUACGAGAAAGAUGGCCAAGAGCUUCCCGGCAAGAAAGGCAUCUCGUUGCCAAUCGACCAAUUUUCAUCCCUUGUCACCUUAUUGCCUGAAAUUGAGCUUACACUAAAGGAUUCCGGAGUGUCUGUUCCACGACCAGAUUAUGCCUGCAGACAUAGUAUCCCAAACCAAGACCACAAUGAAGCUUCUGGUGGUGGUGGUGAUAGUGGGCUUGGAGACUCGUACCUGCCAAGAAAAAACAUUGAAGCGACAAGCGAGGAGGAUGAGAGUGAGGAGUAGUUUUCCAAGAAGUCAAUCUUGAAGUAGAAAUAGUGUCCACAAGCCAGCCUAGUUAUUGUAAU
Messenger RNA from Aspergillus caelatus, 678 nucleotides. Its product is annotated as transcriptional coactivator p15/PC4 family protein. The record is from RefSeq and is a predicted model, not a curated record. Gene Ontology annotation, biological process: positive regulation of transcription initiation by RNA polymerase II. The coding region runs from base 143 to 616 and encodes 157 amino acids. Gene Ontology annotation, molecular function: transcription coactivator activity; DNA binding. The transcript has 3 exons. NCBI's taxonomy places the organism in Eukaryota, Fungi, Ascomycota, Eurotiomycetes, Eurotiales, Aspergillaceae.